UAGAGCGUUCCCGUGGGAGAAAAACCCUAGAAAAGCCCCAUCAGCCACCACUCUACCCUCUACUCCCUCUCUCGCUCGCUCGCUCGCUCGCUCGCUCUCUCUGGUUUUUUUUUCCUGCCCUCUGGAACCCUAAUCCUAACCUCUCGAAUUGAUCUUUGUUUGCAAUCGCCGGCGAAAAUGACUUUAACAGGUCGAUUCCGGGAGCUCAUGAAGAAAUACGGGAAGGUCGCUUUGGGCGUCCACUUCUCCGUCUCUGGUGCCUCUAUAACGGGACUCUACAUCGCCAUUAAAAACAACGUUGACGUCGAAUCUAUUCUCAGCAAAGUCGGUAUAUCCGGUGUGGCGAAAGAAGAAUCCAAGAGUAUUGAAACAUCGAUGCCUCAAUCCGAGACUCCCGAUGGAUUCGCCCUCGAAGAGACGCAGGAACUUUCCAUCCCAUCUGAUCAACAGUUGAAGAAGAGGUCUCGGACGGCCGAGUUGGCGGCUUCCAGUGGCGGUGCACUUGCCUUGGCUGUUCUAUGCAACAAAGCUUUGUUCCCUAUCCGGGUUCCGAUCACUGUUGCUCUCACUCCUCCGAUCGCAAGAUUCCUGGCGAGGAGAAGAAUUAUUAAGAGCCAUGGACAUUAAAUGGUGAAAGCUUGUAUCCAUUUGAUUAUUCAUAUAUGUACUCUUGAUAUUUGAAUCCAGAAAGAAGCUAGUUGGGGAAGACGAGAGGAGAAUUUCCUUCAAACUGGUAAAAGUUCAGUUCGGCUCUUUUUAAAACUUGUGUGUGUGGAUUCGAUUUUGUUCAUAAAUUCUGGCUAUACCCAAAUGAAAACAAUUGAAUGCGUCUUCUUCUUCUUCUCUCA
Macadamia integrifolia is the source of this 848-nucleotide messenger RNA. RefSeq lists its product as uncharacterized. The transcript has a single exon. The record is from RefSeq and is a predicted model, not a curated record. Lineage: Eukaryota; Viridiplantae; Streptophyta; Magnoliopsida; Proteales; Proteaceae. Gene Ontology annotation, cellular component: mitochondrion. The coding region runs from base 178 to 627 and encodes 149 amino acids.